Messenger RNA from Verticillium dahliae VdLs.17, 2286 nucleotides. Its product is annotated as interferon-induced GTP-binding protein Mx1. NCBI's taxonomy places the organism in Eukaryota, Fungi, Ascomycota, Sordariomycetes, Glomerellales, Plectosphaerellaceae. The transcript is spliced from 4 exons. Gene Ontology annotation, molecular function: GTP binding; GTPase activity; microtubule binding. The record is from RefSeq and is a predicted model, not a curated record. Gene Ontology annotation, cellular component: cytoplasm; membrane; microtubule. Bases 1 to 2286 code for a protein of 761 amino acids.
AUGCUCGUAGUCUGCCUUGUUGGCCCAUUUCCCGACCUUGACAUGAAUCCGGGCCGUCGCCGCGGCACUGGCAACGGCUACGAUGAUACGCAAUACUCAAUCCUAGAUGGCGUCACGGGUCUGCGGAAAGAACUGUUCGCAGCCAAGAUAUUGAGCUUGACGAUGAACGAACCUCCUGCUACCCUCGGCGACGAGGUUUACGUCAAUAUCAUUGACAAGCUCCGAGAGUGCGGUAUCGCUGACCAAGUUUCUCUCCCUCAACUUGUUGUGGUAGGUGACCAGUCAUCUGGCAAGAGCUCCGUUCUCGAGAGCUUGACUGGCUUCGCCUUCCCGCGUGCGGCCGGCCUCUGCACCAGAUACGCGACCCAGAUUACUUCCCGUCGUGAUGACUCCGAAAGCAUUGACGUAUCCAUCAUCCCGCACCCCAACUCCAGCGAGAGCCGCGCAGAACAGCUCAGGGGGUUUCGGCGCUCAAUCAACGUAGAAGAUCUGGCUCUGGCCGAAGUAUUCGCCGAUCAACAACACCUGACCAUCAUCGAUGUUCCGGGUAUCUUCCGUACCUCCACUGAGAAUUUGACGACUGACGUUGACAUACUCCUUGUCAGGAACAUGGUCAAGAAAUACAUCACGGACCAGCGGACCAUCAUUCUUGCCGUCAUUCCUUGCAAUGUGGACAUUGCAACACAAGAAGUCUUGACCAUGGCCAAAGAGGUUGACCCGGACGGGGUACGCACCCUGGGCGUCCUCACCAAGCCUGAUCUCGCCCCCGAAAAGGCCAUGCAGCAGGCCAUUUGCGACUUGAUCCAGGGCCGGAAGAAUCCACUGCGCCUGGGAUACUACGUUGUGAAGAACCGUGGUUCCGACGAUGUUGGCAGCUCUCACAAGGCCGCUCAGCAACAGUCGGAGCAGGUCUUCUUCUCUACGCCGCCGUGGGCAGACCUUCAGUCAACUCGUAGAGUCGGCACCACUGCUCUCUUGACAGCGCUAAGGGAUCUCUUACGAAGCGUCACAAAGCAAGAGUUCAAGCAUGUGGCUCUCGAUGUGGAGAAUAACCUCGCCGACAGGGAAGCUCAGCUCGAAAGGCUCGGUCCGGCCAGAGAUGGUUCGAAUGCCCAGAGGCGGUGCCUUACUCAGAUCAGCACCGCAUUCCAAAAUAUUGCUCAGAGAGGUCGCCAAGGUCUCUACAAUGGAGUGGAGCUCUUUGCUAACGACCAGUCCCUAAAGCUCAUCAGCCACCUUGUCAAGCUAAAUGAAGCGUUCAGCAAGCAGUGCAGUGACAUUGGGCAUACCCUGGAAUUUCAAGACCAAGACGUUGCACCGAAGGAAGCCGGUAAAUGGGCAGAUGAGGAAUCAUCAGAUAAGGAAUCAUCACAUAAGGACUCAUCAGGUAAGGAGUCAGAAGUGAGAGACUCACCUAUGAUGGACAUGUUUCGGGGUCCAUUCAAGGAACUUCGAGAGAUCUUGCAGGAGAAGUUGCCGGCGGCCCCCACUGCAACCAGUGUUACCUUGAUGGAACACAUUGCGAGGAUCUAUAAUUCCACCCGAGGACCCGAACUUGGAACAUUUGGCGGCUCGACUCUAGCAGAAGCCUUCCGAGAUCAGUCGCAGAAAUGGGAACCCUUGGCCCUGCGUUACACCAGCCAGGCCAUCCGCAUUGUACACCACUUCAUUGUUGAGCUUCUGAAGGUGGUUUGUCCAGACGAGAGCAUGCGCGGCCAUCUCAUGAGCAUGGUUCUUCAACAGAAGUUGUGCAACUCAUACAAACGCGCAAUGAAGCAUACCCAGUUUAUCCUGGACAUCGAGCGAAACGGCCCGCCCUACACGUUGAAUCACUACUUCAACGAGAAUCUGCAGAAAUGUCGCACGGCCAGGCUUGCCGCCUCUAUCAGCACACACUCUGUGUUAGGGGCAAAGAAAUGGGAUAAUUCAGGCAGUCUUUAUCGUGAGAUGCUCAUUGAUCCCUCGCAGCUGAGUCAGAUCACGACGCACAAGUCAAAUUCUCAGCAGGUUUACGAGGAUAUUCACGACAUUCUGCAGAGCUAUUACAAGGUAGCACGCAAGCGUUUUGUGGACGUGGUGUGCCAACAGAGCAUCUUGUACUACCUCCUUGACGUCAAGGACGGGCCCCUCAACAUCUUCACCCCUGAACUGGUCUCGGAGCUUGAUGACAAAAAGCUCAAUGCAGUUGCUGGCGAGGAUUUUCUUACCCGCAACAAUCGAGACCAGCUAGUGCGUGAGGUCGAUAACUACAAGAAGGCAGCUGCUGUGUUGGAAUUUGGUGGUUAG